Molecule: messenger RNA, 855 nt
Organism: Drosophila ficusphila
Lineage: Eukaryota; Metazoa; Arthropoda; Insecta; Diptera; Drosophilidae
Product: high mobility group nucleosome-binding domain-containing protein 5
Exons: 2
Coding region: 1-855 (284 amino acids)
Source: RefSeq, a predicted model, not a curated record
AUGUGGCCGGCUUGGCAAGUGAUAACGCUGCUGGGGCUUCUGGCCGGGGCUUUGGCACUCCACUCAACGCCGGACAGGGCCAUGGCCAUAAGCGCUGCUCUCCUUGGCCAGGACUUUGAGGACUUUAAGCCGUACUUCGAGCAGGAGCAAAAGCAGGAGAAGGAGUCGGAUCAGCUGGUGGCCGCCACGAAGCACGAGGAGCACUCGGAGGGCGGGGAGGAGGAGUCGGGGGAGGAGCACCACAGCGAGCACUUCCACAAGAAGGGCGGCAAGAGCAAGAAGGGCCACAAGCACGGCGAGCACUCCGAGAAGGGGGAGAAGGGCCACCACGACAAGGAGGGCAAGAAGGGGGAGCACGAAGAGGAGGAGGGGCACGAGAAGAAGCACAAGCACUCCGAGUCCCAUCACAAGAAGAAGAAGAAGGGCUCCAAGGGCGAGAAGGGCAGCGAGUUCGAGGAUCACGGCUCCUACAAGAAAGGACACUCCAUCAAGGGAAAGCACAACGUCCACAAACUGGACGAAAAUAAAAAGGAGAAGAAGUUCUACGAUGAGGAUCACAACGAAGGAGGCGAGGAGAAACACGGAGGCUUCGAGGAGUCCAAGAAGCACAAGAAGGGGAGCAGCUUCAAGAAAGGUCACCACAAAAAGGGAGGUCACGAGGAGCACUACGGCAAGAAGGGUCACAGCAAAAAGGGCCACAAGAAGAAGGGUCACAAAGGUCACAAGAAGAAGCACGAGGAGUCCAAGAAGUGGGGCCACAAAAAGGAGCACGGCAAGAAGGGCGGCGAGGAACACAAAAAGAAGUGGCACAAAUCCCACAAACAGAGCAGCGAUCACGAUCACGGACAUCAUUGA